Messenger RNA from Chara braunii, 3865 nucleotides. NCBI's taxonomy places the organism in Eukaryota, Viridiplantae, Streptophyta, Charophyceae, Charales, Characeae. The record is from the annotation of a GenBank genome assembly.
ACCAGUUCAAGUAGCCUGAGUUUAGGGCCUGUGCGGACGAUAUCAGAGCCUGCAAUGAUGUUUCCCUUCGAAAGGGAGGAGGUACCGGUUGCUUGGAGGCCGCGCGGCCUGGAAGUCACCGCCAAGAGGCAAGUAGGCAGCUAUAUCUCCAGGCAGAGCAAGUUGCAGUAUGCAAGUUUGGAGUCGUGCUGCGUGGGCGGACGCUGUGCCUCAGAGUGCUGCCUGGGAGGACGAAGGGGAGCUGAGCGCUCUGCCUGGCUAUGGCGAACUACCCAGCUUGAGGAGGAGGAAGAAGGAGGCGAAGGAGGAGAGUGGCGAGGUACCUACUCCCACCAUCUUCAUCAUCUUGUUAGGCGCUUCAUCUGGAAGGCCCCAGUUGGGGCACUGCUGCAUCAAGGAAGCUUCGAGGCAGAGGCUUACAUUUCGACAUGCACUUUACCCAGAGUACAAGUCUGAUAGGAAUCCCACCCCAGAUUUGGUGGAUCAAGCGAUGCCGUAUGUGAAAGCAGCCAUAGCGGCUCUGGGUUUGUCAAUAACUGAGAUGAGUGGCGUGGAGGCAGACGAUGUAAUUGCAACCAUAGCAGUUCGUGCAGAUGCCGCCGGCUUCAAGGUUCUCAUAGCAUCGCCGGACAAAGACUUCUUCCAGAUUCUCUCGCAAGGGAUAAGCCUUCUUCGACCUGAUCUCAAAGGCCCUGGGGUUGUCCCAUACGAUCUGUCAAACUUUCAAGAACGCUUUGGAGGGCUGUCUCCACUGCAAUUCGUGGAUGUUCUUGCAUUAAUGGGUGACACAAUCGACUCGAUUCCAGGUGUAAAAGGCAUUGGCCAGAAAGGAGCGAUCAAGCUUGUGCAACAGUACGGUGAUGUCAAUGGUGUUACCAGUGGUGUCAAUGGGGUUAACGGUGGUGUCAAUGCUGAGGGCCAGAGUGUUGAGCAGCUCCCUGACCCUCGUACCAGGGCCCAGGUAGAGCAGAGACGACAACUGUUGUCUGGCCGGCUCAAUCUUCUGGCCACCGAGCUGCACGAUGCCGGUACAGAUGCUGAGUCACAUGUGUGGGCCCAGUUUGAUCUGCGGAAAGCCCAGGCAGACCUGGAUGCAGCUCAGACUGGCACCGACCUAUUGAAGAUCCAGGAGUUCAUUAUCCAGUGCCGCAAAGCACUGGAUGCGUACAUCUGUCAGCAGUUCGAAGACAUAGCAAAUGGCAGAAAUGCCAAAAAUGAUGUGGUGGUCACGGAACAGACAAUUGAUGAGAACAUCCGCCAAUUGGAAGAAGCUCUUGAAAAAGAGAAAACCCGUAAGGCAGAAAUGAUAAAGAAAAAAGAACAAGAUGAACAGCAAGCAAAACGAGAACAAGAAGUCAGACAGCCUGUGGUAACUGUGGCAGGGGAAGAACAGGUUGUGGCACUAAACCAACUGGUUGAGUACCUUGCUCACUUGGAGACAAGGCUCGACCAUUUUGAAGCAAAGUUGGAAGAAUUGACCGUAGGAUUGAAGAAUGUGACUAACUUGGUCAAAGGAAAGGAAAAAGAGGUUCGGAAGGAACAACCUGAGAAGAAACUGAUGAGUGAUGCUAUGAAAGAUCUCAGGGUCAAAGUUAAGGAGGGAGAGUCAUCUGGGCCUCCUCCACCGACGCCACCAUCAAGUCCACCAUCCAGUCCUCACCCAUCAGGGGGAAAGAAAGACAAAGAAGAGAAAAGUGAGAAGCCAAAGAAGAAGGAAAAGGCAAAGAUGAGAUUGCCUUUUACGUUUAGCAACAAGAAAGACGAAGAUUUGCUUGUUUGGAUCGCCGAGAUACAAACGUACUGUAGUACGACGCCUGUUGCAGAAGAGUCUCAGGUCGCAUUCUCUACAUCUUGCUUGGGAGGAGAAGCAAAGGAGUGGGUCUUAGCUGAGGCUAACGCGGCAGGUUUCGACGACAUCGGUAAGUGGGCCGGAACAAUGACUCUAAAGCAGUUCCUUGAUAAGAUCAAGGAACGCUUUCUUGAUAAGACGACGACCGAUAAGGCCUUCGACCAGCUUACUACGAUUGGACAGAAACACUGGACGUCUGUGGAGGCUUUGUCUCGCGAGGUCGAUCACUUGUUGCAAGUACCGGGCUUAAAUCUGCAGGAUGAUCAGGUUCUAUAUAUUUAUGCCCGGGCCAUACCUGAACCCAUACGAAGUCAGUUAGUGGCCGAGUCAAAGUCAGGUAAGUAUAAGUACCGGCAGUUUCGCGAUCUGGCUCUCCAGAGAGAGCAAAUGACUUCUCAAGUUAAACAAUCGUAUGCAUCUGUGGUGAAAUCUGGUGGUAAUGCAAGAGCAGGUGCAAGAUACGGUAAGCGAGUCCUUUGGCGCCAAAAGCGUCAGGACCACAUGCUUGUCGUCUUUGACGACGACUCAGUGGAAAAGCUACCGUUAGAGGAAGGAGUUCCUAGCAACAUUGAGUCCGGAAAGGGGGACGUCACUGCUGCCGUGGUCAACAAAGGAGGACCACGAGAUCACCCUGAACCUGUCUUAUGCUAUGUCUCUCUGGAUGACUCCUUUGAUGAACUUGGUAAUGCAUUGCUGGCACUACGAAGCUCAUGGGCAAAGAAAGCAAAGUCUAAGGGUGAACUAUUACUCGCGGAUGUAGAGAUCGCACACGAACGGACGGGUGCACUUCUAGACUCAGGAUCUACACGAUCCUACAUUUCUGAGAGAGUUAUUCGCAAGCUUCAUCUUGGAAUGAAGGUAAAAUGUUUAGCACGACCUAUCACGUCUAUUCUUGCUGAUAAAAGCACGAUCACUGUCUCUCAUUAUGUCGAUCGUGUGAAAUGUAAGUUCAGAACUAAAACUGGAAAGAAAAUUGUGCAUGAAGUAUCCUUCCUAAUUGAGAAGAACUUGCCUUUUGAUAUGAUUUUGGGAAUGGAUUGGCACGAGGAAGCCAACCCAGAAAUCAAGUUCAAGGAAAAGGAAGUACGCCUGAAAAACGCACAAUCCGAACUCGAGGCCAUCAAACUGUAUCACAAGUCUGGAUCUGACUCUACUCUGUCUUUCUGUUGUAUGAGCUAUCCAGCUUUUCGAUCGAUGGUCAGGAAGAAGCAAUUGGGUCAGGAGGUAAUGAUGGUGUUGGUAAAGGAAGUUGGUGAGUCUUCGACACCUUAUCCUCCAUCGAUACAAAAACUCUUAGAUGAGUAUAAAGAUCUAUCUCAGGAACCUACUGGGAUCACGGAGCGUGCUAUCAAGCACACUAUCGAGAUCAUUCCUGGAAGUAAGACUCCCAAGGGCCCUAUUUAUCGAAUGUCGCCUACGGAACUUGAGGAAUUGCGCAAGCAACUCCAGGAAUUAACUGACAAAGGAUGGAUUCGCCCUAGUUCCUCACCUUAUGGAGCGCCUGUCUUAUUUGUGCCCAAAAAGGAAGGUGAGUUGCGUCUAUGCAUCGACUAUAGAGGGUUGAACUCCGUCACUGUGAAAAACGUUGAACCCCUACCACGAAUUGACGACUUGUUGGAUCAGCUGCAGGGAUGCAAGUACUUCAGCAAGAUUGAUCUGAAGUCGGGGUACCACCAAAUCGAGGUGGCGCCUGAAGAUCAACACAAGACUGCUUUUCGAACCAGGUGUGGACACUACGAGUUUGUGGUCAUGCCCUUCGGUUUGACGAAUGCCCCUGCGACCUUCCAAAGGUCUAUGAACGAAUUGUUUCGACAGUGGUUGGAUCAGUUUGUAAUUGUGUAUCUCGAUGACAUCCUAAUCUACAGCAAAACGCUGGAGGAUCACGAGAGACACUUGCGUCUCGUCUUGGGUAAGCUAUGCAAAGGUAAUUUGAAACUUAACCCAAAGAAAGUCUGAGUUUGCAAAACCUGAAGUGCUCUACUUAGGGCAUAUAGUCAAUGAAGAAGGACUUAGACC